Acanthochromis polyacanthus (spiny chromis) is the source of this 1480-nucleotide messenger RNA. RefSeq names its product histone H4. Gene Ontology annotation, molecular function: structural constituent of chromatin; DNA binding; protein heterodimerization activity. Gene Ontology annotation, cellular component: nucleosome. Bases 205 to 516 code for a protein of 103 amino acids. NCBI's taxonomy places the organism in Eukaryota, Metazoa, Chordata, Actinopteri, Pomacentridae. The record is from RefSeq and is a predicted model, not a curated record. Gene Ontology annotation, biological process: nucleosome assembly. The transcript has a single exon.
CAUGAAGACAGAAGCUGCUGAUCCUGCUGUUGGUCAGUUGGUGGCGCUGAUGGAGCAAAGAAGGUUUAUUAUCAAGCAGCAGAAAAUUACACAGAAGAAGAACAGGAGGCCCGCCUCUGUCUUCUAUCACGUCCUCAGUGGAGAUUUAAACCUCCGUCAAUCCAGCAGCGGCAUCAUUGAGCAGAAACUUGAACAUCAGUUAGAAUGUCUGGACGAGGCAAAGGAGGAAAAGGACUCGGUAAAGGAGGCGCCAAGCGGCACCGUAAAGUCCUCCGUGAUAACAUCCAGGGAAUCACCAAGCCCGCUAUCCGCCGUCUGGCUCGUCGUGGUGGAGUCAAGCGUAUCUCAGGUCUGAUCUACGAGGAGACUCGUGGUGUGUUGAAGGUCUUCCUGGAGAACGUCAUCCGUGAUGCUGUCACCUACACCGAACACGCCAAGAGGAAGACGGUGACCGCCAUGGAUGUGGUGUACGCUCUCAAGAGGCAGGGCCGCACUCUGUACGGCUUCGGAGGUUAAAGUCAGCGUUCAUGCAGCAAAACAAAGGUCCUUUUCAGGACCACAUAUCUUCUCUACAGGGCAGCAGUCGACUUAUCAAUGAUUUAACAUUGAGUCUUCAGAGAUGAGAAACCAGACAAACUGUUGAUUCUAACAAUACAUCAAAAAAUAUUUCUCAUAGUUUUAUCAAAGUAGAUCAUGCAGAGGUUACAGCAGCUCUGACCCUCUACUGAGUUUAUUUUCUAUAGUAGUCUUUCCUGUUCAUGCUUAUUCGGUGAUAUGAAGCUGAUCAGACUGUAGUCUUUCUUCUUUUUUUUUGUCUUCUGGACUUUGAAAUGUAAGAACUGAGAGACUGCUGCUGGAGAAAAGGAGAUCAGGAGACAGAACUGAGGAGGAUAUGAAAGAAAAAAUCAGGGAGUCCACGGCCAGCUAUAGAUAAACAAACUCUGAAUGAUUAUGAAACUCUUUGCCUACAGGAUGCUUAUUGUGAAGUGAUUGGUAGAAAUGUGAUUUCUUUUUUUAAACAUAAAUCUGUUUAAGGAGCAACAGCCUGCUGGUUCAUUGUAUUAAGGGUCUGCUAUUGAAAUAAAAAUGCUCUGAAAUUGAGUAUUUUGAUACCAGAUGACAAAAGUGUAAUAUUAGAGAAAAAAGUGACAAGUAGGAGAGACUCCUGUGAAUAUUAACUUUUUAAGCUUAUUUUAUUUGAUCAUGUUGCCAACAUAUUAAAUGAUCAAAGGAAUUUUCUGAUAGAAUAAUUAUUUCAGUAACAGCUGCAUGUUUCUGUCCUUAUUAAAAUCAUUCAUUUCUUAACCAUACAUCAAGAACGGGCUGAUUUUAGAUUUUGAAGGAUGAUAAAGACAGAAAACUACAGUCAUCCUUUUAAAAUUUGUCAAAUUAUUUUUCAGGAGGUGCUGAGCCUCUAGAUCGGAUCCAGUCUGGAAAUAAAUCAAUUAUGUGCCAUUAAAUUAGGUUUUUUGUUGUUACA